AUGGCGAGCAUUAGUCCAAGUCGUAUUUGGCACCUGAGACAUCAACAUGAUCAAUCCGUUCAAUCAAACCCAAGGCCAGAUCAGAACCGUGCCACUGAAAGACCACAAGAUCAAGGAGCGGAAAACACCCUGAAGCUUUUACAUGACGUGAUGAUCGAGGCACUUGGUAACCAAGGCAGGCGUACUCAACCUCCUGAAGUUUCAAAGUUGUUAUCUACCAUGAAGAACAUUGGAUCCUACAAGUUCAAGGGACGAUCAGAUCCUAUUGAAGCUGACAAGUGGAUUACUAUGAUGGAGAAGAAUUUUGAAGCCAUGGAGUGUCCGGAGGAAUACAAGAAGAAGAUCGCUGUGUACUAUUUGGAAGGAGACGCAACGGGCUGGUGGGACAGUAUAGACAGGCAGCGUGGAUACACAAUCACAUCAUGGGAAUCGUUCAAGGAAGAGUUUGAAAGGAAGUACUUUCCUCCAGAAGCGAAGCAUCAGUUAGAGCGCCAGUUCAUGAACCUUGUUCAAGGAGAUAGGCCGGUAAGGAGUUAUGAGUCGGAGUUCACAAGGUUGAGACGACAUGUCUUUGAUGGGUGCGAAGAUGAAGCAACUAUGAUCCAGGCGGAAAGGAAGACUAUACAACAUUCUGGUGGAUACACCAAGUUUAACCAAGGCAAAAGGCCAAAUUUCAACAACGGUCCAAGAUCUCACAAAGGCAAAGGGCGAGGAUUUGGAGGCCAAGCCAACAAUCGUGGUAACACUGGGCCGGGACAUAUUUCAAGGUUUUGUCCCAAAAACCAGCGGAAUAACCAACGGAGUAACCAGAAGGGUUAUUCAUCGAUCAGGAUGGAAGAUGUCACUUGUUUCUCCUGCGGUAUGAAGGGUCAUUAUGCAUCGUCAUGUCCAAACAAGCCAAUCCCUGCGACCCCUCUCGCGAUCCGAGCUCCUCCUAGCCGUCCAGCAAUUGAGCCAGCACCAAAGAAGAACCAUACAUGUCGCUGGAUAAACGUGGCCGUCUUGACCCCUGCAGACCGAACCCUUCAAGCGGAUCAGUGUAUCAAGAAUGUUCCAUUGGUCAUCCAAGGGAAAGAAUUUGUGGCAGAUCUGUUAAUCGUGCCUUUGGAAGGGUACAAAUUCAUCCUUGGAAUGGAUUGGUUAUCGAGCUACGGAGUUCAGAUCGACUGUGGAAAGGGAAGGCUGUUGUUUGGCAGAGGUAAACGACCAGAGAUGGUAUACUAUGGAAUCAGUCCUAGUAUGACCGUGUCUUUGGUAGCAGCAAUGAGAGUACAAGAUUUGUUUCAAGACGGGGAAGUGUAUUUGGUGACUUUAUCGGUUAGUGGAGGAACCGCUAAUGAUGAAGUUAAGGUUGAAGACAUAGAAGUGGUCCAGGAGUUUGAGGAAAUAUUUACGCCACUAAAGGAAUUACCUCCACCUCGGAGUAAUCCCUUUACCAUUACUUUGGAUCCUGAAGCAAAACCUAUAGCUAAGGCACCAUAUCGGAUGGCACCUGCAGAAUUGGCUGAGCUCAAGAAACAAUUGGAGGAUCUUUUGGAAAAGGGAUUCAUCCGAUCGAGCUCUUCACCUUGGGGAGCUCCUGUGCUAUUUGGGAAGAAGAAAUACGGGAGCAUGAGGUUGUGUAUUGAUUAUCGUGGUAUCAACAAUAUCACGAUAAAAGACAAGUAUCCUCUUCCGAGGAUAGAUGAGUUGUUGGACCAACUUAGAGGAGCUAGUUGGUUUUCGAAGAUUGAUUUGGCAUCAGGGUAUCACCAAAUUCGUAUUGCGAAGUCAGACAUCAUGAAGACGGCGUUUCGGACAAGGUAUGGGCAGUACGAGUUUGUAGUUAUGCCCUUUUGUCUCACAAACGCACAUGCGGCUUUCAUGCGUUUGAUGAAUGAAGUGUUUCACGACUACCUCGACAAGUUCGUGAUCAUUUUCAUUGAUGACAUCCUGGUGUACUCGAGAAGUAAGGAGGAGCAUAGUGAGCAUCUGAGACUGGUUAUGGAGAGGUUACGAAAUCAGAAGCUAUUUGCCAAGUUCAGCAAAUGCUCAUUUUGGAAGAGAGAGAUAGGAUUUCUGAGUCACAUAGUAUCAGGAGAGGGCGUGGCUGCUGAUCCAGAAAAGUUCCAAGGCAUACGGGAAUGGCCUCGACCUACCACUGUGACGAAAGUAAGGAGUUUUCUCAGACUUGCGGGCUAUAAUCGGAAGUUUGUUAAGGAUUUUUCCUCCAUUGCAAAGCCUUUAACUAACCUUACCGGUAAAGGAGUUCCCUUCUUAUGGGUGAAAUAAACCGAG
Brassica napus (rape) is the source of this 2277-nucleotide messenger RNA. RefSeq lists its product as uncharacterized. The coding region runs from base 1 to 2271 and encodes 756 amino acids. Lineage: Eukaryota; Viridiplantae; Streptophyta; Magnoliopsida; Brassicales; Brassicaceae. The record is from RefSeq and is a predicted model, not a curated record. Gene Ontology annotation, molecular function: nucleic acid binding; zinc ion binding. The transcript is spliced from 5 exons.